This is a messenger RNA of Malaya genurostris, 3625 nucleotides long. RefSeq names its product zeta-sarcoglycan. Gene Ontology annotation, biological process: cardiac muscle tissue development; heart contraction. Gene Ontology annotation, cellular component: sarcoglycan complex; sarcolemma. Lineage: Eukaryota; Metazoa; Arthropoda; Insecta; Diptera; Culicidae. Bases 721 to 2841 code for a protein of 706 amino acids. The transcript is spliced from 8 exons. The record is from RefSeq and is a predicted model, not a curated record.
UUGCGUGCUCGGCGUGCGGUCUACUUUCCGGCGUAUCUCGAAUGUUGCUAUGGAAUGUGUUAAUAUUUGAUGCUAUUUUUCGGUAGUCGUUUUCUGAUGCUUGGGAAAUUGUUUGACAGUGAAGAAAGAAUAAGAUGUCAAAUUUGAAAAUUUGUGGUGGAAAAACUUUAAAACUUCCAAAAACAUUGUGAACAUCGUGAAUCAAAGCAUUAAACUAAAGAGUAUGGUGGGGAAGUGAAAGAAAUGUGGACAAACAAAAAAUCUUUCAAGAUAAACGUACGGCACGGCUUAUCAACGCUUCGGGAGAUUUCAGCUAUAGCGAAGCGAGUAAACGCGUGAAUUGGUUCCAAGUUGUGAAUGAUUUUUGCUGUUUCAGACGAAAGAACUAAGGUGUUUUACACUGUAUAAAAUUGUUUCCAGUGUUACUAAAUGAUGGCAUAAAACUGGGCACAAGUUUCUCAAAAGUGACAAAAUAUUAAAAGUAAUUGAUUGUCGUCUGAUUUACCAAUACGAGGAAAUGAUCUGUUUAGUGUGAAAAAAUCAUUGAUUGAAUCUGGGACAACACAAACUCAAUUAUUUCCAUCGCAUCGGAUUUCAUUGGGCGAACUCAGUUGCAUUGGAUGUUGUUGACUGACUGACUAUGAUUCAUCGGAAAUCUUUGCAACACUCGUGAAGUGUCAGAUUAGUGCAAUUGAGGAGGUGUGAGUUUCCCGUACUGUGAUGACCUUUGAUGAUGCGUUGAGUGAAGGUAAUCAAUCAUCCCUGAGGCCGAGUGAAAAUGCAUCCCAGGAAAACAAUCCAUCGCGUUCGUCAGUCCCCAACGGCGUUCCGGUAAACCAUUCUUCCCUGCUGUUCAACAAGCAACAGACACUGACACCAUCCGCUCUGGUCGGAUCAACUCCGAGGCCGGCUUAUCUGUACUAUCGUUCGGACGAUUCCGGCAUCGCAGCGGCUGGUAGUCAGUGUGACCGGCAGCCCUCGAACCCGUCUCAGUCACUGAUCCGACAAGUGAAUUGGAAUUUUUAUACUGAUUGCAAAGACGAUUACCGGCAACCGAGUCCGAGAAGCGUUGCAAGCCAACCGUCGCCAUUGUAUCCGUUGCUGCCGCAAACGGAGGAAGCUCUAAAGCUUCUGCGAGAAAUCGAUGGAAAUAUUGCCACUGAAGAACGAGGAUUUCGUGGAAAUGGAUUCGACUUGUUGCUGGAUGACGGCAAUUGUGGUGGAAGUUCAGUUGGCCGAGACAACAACAUGUCACAUAAUUUAAGGGAUGACCGACGGGCAUUAUUUUUCAACCAACAGUCAACAGGACCAACGAAUGGCAGUGAGCCGAAAUCCAGCACCGUGGAAGAACCGAUACCUUCAACCUCGUCUGCCUUUGACAACGGCAGGAUGCUGAAACGGCCGAGUUACAGUAUGAGUGGAUUUGGUAACAGCAAACCAAUCGCUAGCUCACUGGGAACUACCGGUCUUUACCAGGGUCAACCGCCAAGGAUCAUCGGCAGUUCCAGUGCUAAUUUUGGAGGACCCAAAAUCAUACACCACAAGAUAACGAUUGAACCCCAGAACGCCCCAGACAGUUCGAAAAUCACGAUUAGGCCUUCACCAACGAGUAGUACCGCAACGACGACACCAACCUCGACGGCACCGGGAAGCGGAACUCACCAACCGGUGGAAACACAAAUGCCCACCAAUCGGAACGGUGCCAGUAGUGGAGGCGGCAGUAGGAUUCCAUCCGGUGGAGGUACAAUCCCCGGCAGUAGUGCCACGAAUAAUAAUAAUAAUAAUAAUAAUAAUAAUAUGAAUAGUAAUAGUGUUAGUAAAAGUGCGAACCACAGCGGAAAUGUCGCGAAUAAUCAUCACAGUAGUGACCAAACGGGAACAGGAGGAGGAACAGCAGAUGGGGGAAGCAAAACUGUGUCUCGAUUUGCGACGGCUACUCAACAGUCGCUGGGAAAUUCCGUCGCCGGUGUACAGUUGACCCUCUACGGUUGGCGAAAAAAAUGCCUUUACUCGGUGAUACUGGUGCUGAUGAUUAUGAUUAUCAUUAAUCUGGCACUGACACUGUGGAUACUGAAAGUGAUGGAGUUUUCAUCGGACGGAAUGGGUCAGUUGAAGAUAGUUUCGGGUGGAAUUCAGCUUACGGGUCAGGCGCUAGUGUUGGACAUUUUGCGAGCUUCUUCGAUUCGUUCGAAACACGGCCAACCGAUAUCGAUAGAAUCAUCGCGAAACUUUAGUAUCAACACGCGAGAUUCCGAUGGCUACCUGGAAAACCAACUGUUUCUUGGUCACGAUCGGUUGGAAGUUUUGGCAAAUAACUUCCGGGUGGCGGAUACUCACGGAACCAGUUUGUUCUCGGUGGAUCGGGACGAAGUCAGCAUCGGUGCCACCUCGCUGAGGGUGGAAGGAGAAGGCGGUGUGAUCUUCAAGGAUUCCAUCCAAACGCCUCUGGUUAGAGCGGAAGCGGGAAAAGAUUUGAAGUUGGAAUCACCGACAAGGUCUCUGGAAGUACGUGCCACUCAAGAAAUAUUUAUGCAGUCACGUGCUGGCAGUAUAGAAGCUAACUGCCUCAACGAUCUCAAACUACACUCAGUGGCCGGAAGUAUUCGCCUGGAUGCCAGCAAUAUUCUGCUACCGAAUCUAAAAACCGUUCAACCUCUUUCAACUUCUGUGUCUUCUGGAUCGUUGCGAGAUCAUGGCGUCGGUAGUAGCGCAGCGUCCUCCUCAUCUUCCUCGACAUCGCACAGUAAAAUCUACCAACUCUGCGCUUGCUCCAACGGUAAGCUGUUCCUAGCUCCGGCCCACAGCAUAUGCGCUACCGACGACAGUGCCAUCUGUAGGUAAUAUUUGAUACGACUAGAUGAUUUGGCAGUUAGUAGCUGUGCAGUAGUAGCUUAGAGAUGUUUCACCUGUACGUUCUGCUCUUCUGUCGCUGCCCAUUUAGUAGAAAAAGUCAAUUUCUAGCUGAAAAUGAGGAAAUCAAAUCCAUCGUUCGUUAAAAUGAGCUUCGAGUGAAGAUGAUUUACUCGCUAACCUGAGUAGCCAGAACUAAAAGUGUACAGUUAGCUAGACAGUGUUGCCAUACGAAGAAACAUAGAUUAUUAUUAAAAGCCUGUAGCAGGGUUGGGUGAAAAGAAUAAAGACGAUUUCGUCAAUCAAUCAAUCAAACGAAAAAUAAUCCUAAGAGGUUUAUUUUGUGUGCAAUUAUUUUGUUUCCCUAAUCAGUAUGCAACACCAAACUGAAUCCAUUCGAGCAUUUUUACUUUAUUUUUUAUUAAAGUUAUUUAGUUUUACUCUGUACGGUUGCUUAAAUCGAGGAUAAACAAAUUAAAUUGAAAGACACUCCGCAGAGAAAUUAAAAUGUUAUAAUUAAUUUCACAUUAUCUCUCGUUAAAAUGCUCUGUUCAAGAAAAAUAGUUUGCAACGAUCUUGCAUCUAGCAUAAAUUUGGGGGUAAAAAACUUUUCUCCCUUCUAAUUAAAUUAAUGAUUCUUAAACAGUGUUAGACUCUACCCACCCCUUAAUUCAAACAAAGUGUUUAUCUCCAAAAUCAACAUUUUAAUGAAUUAGGUUUUUCGCUGAACUUAUUAUAUAUUGGUAAAAAUCUAUAAUCGUCAUACAUUUUACGA